ACCACUACUACAUGAUCCUGCCAGAGGAGCAGACUUUGUCAGAGUCCAAUGACCAAUGUCAAAUGUUGAAGGCACCUUUAGCAGUGCCAAAUGAUGCCACUGACAAUGACCACCUCACUGAGGAGCUCCUCCCUUAUGAGCAGCUCUGCUCUCCAGGCAAAGACUGGAAACAAUGGCUUGGCAUCAGUGACAUCUAGGAGGAGGGUGUCUGGAGAAACAUCCACUCUGAUCAUCCUGUGGACUACUUGAACUUUGCCCCAUCAUAUCCUCAUGGAGGAUUGCUUUACAACUGUGCCUUGUUGACUGUCUCAGGCUCCUGGCAAGAUACUGAAUGUCUUAAAACAAACAAAAAAUGUGCUGGGUGCUCAAUAUAUAGGUCAGACUUUCUACACCUCAGAGGUUUAUGUUUUGACAGUGAAUAUCAAAUUCGGUUCAGACUGUCAGGAUAUACCAAUAACCGACCUCAUUUCCGUGGGUUUUAUGAUCUCUUGAUAAUAUGGGAUGCACCCAAUAAAACUUGGCUUCUACAGAGAUAUUUAGAUAACUCGACCCUUAUGUAUAUAAAUACAUUGGCAACUAAUGCUUAUCCAACAGGUAAACAUGAGUGGAUAACAGACAGAGAAAUGUGUGGUGUCGCUAAAGGUAAUAUCAUAACCCUUAGCCUCUCACCUUGCACAAGUGAGGACUUUAUGUGCUCAUCUGGCCAAUGUACUGAUCAACAUUUUCGUUGUAACUUGGACCAUGACUGUAUUGAUGGCAGUGAUGAGGUCAACUGUGGUAAAGUGGAGGUUGGAAAUGAAUACCAGAGUGAACUGCCUCCUGCAGGUCCCAAAGGCAGUGUUCUAAAGCUCCUUCCAGAGCUCAUUUUGUUAAGGGUGGUUAGCAUUGAUGACAUUAGCAUGGCCAUUGAUGUAGAACUCCAAGUGGUCCUGACAUGGAUAGAUGACCGAUUGAGCCUAAGGCACCUGAGUGUGUCUAGAGGUGGGGCCAUCCUGACCAAGGACGAGAUGCAGAUGGUGUGGACACCCAAGUAUCAACUGAUGAACCUCGAAAGUGGCAAAAUGGAACUGCUGGAACAGAGCAUUAGUAUAACUACGGCUAACAAUGCCACAGUUUCUGCCUUCAAUAAUGUUAACAGGGACUUGCUUUACCCCGGUGCUACCAACAACCUCUCCAUCAUCAGCCACUACACAGCAAGAUUCACCUGCUUUUUCAGAUUUUUUGGCUACCCUUUUGAUGUGCAGUAUUGUACUAUCGAUGUUCGUCUCCCAUCCACUUAUGAGGAAAUUGUUGAAUUCUCAGAGGAAGUUAUAAUCCACUACACUGGUGACACAGACCUGGCACUCUAUACCAUCAGGGACAUCAUGCUUGGUUCAGAUUCAGGGACUAACAAGGCAAUCUUGGAAUUCAAGCUCCACCGACGGCCAGGGGUGGUCAUGUUGUCAACCUUCCUACCCUCCUCACUACUGUUACUGGUGAGCUGGUCAACGCUCUUCAUUAAACUUGAGGCACUCAAUGUUCGUGCCAUCAUGUCUCUCACAACACUCCUUGUUCUCUACACGCUCUUCUCCAAUCUCUCUAGUUCUCUUCCAACAACUGCAGAGAUCAAACUUAUAGAUAUCUGGUUCUUUUUUAUUAUCUCUCUCCUUUUUGUAAACAUCAUGGUGAAUGUGUUCGUCAGGAAUGAAGUAACACCUAGGCCUUCACCAUCAGUCAAGAGGGUGACGCAAGUCCGGCCAAUGCUUCAAGAAGAUUUACCUCCCAUCGAACUUAAAAUCUAUGUGUCAGUUAGAUUUCUCUAUAUUUACAAAAUGAUUGUCAUACCCAUAUUAAUUAUAAUAUUUAAUAUAUUCUUCUGGUUGGCUGUAUUCAUUUUGAAGUAAAUGCUGUACAGUACUGUACUUCAAUUUUAAAAUUCAAAUUUUGUUGUAAAAUUCAAAAUGUAAGUCUUACAGCAUUUGGGAAUGACAAAACAAGGGGGAAGAGAAGUACAGUAUUAUGUACCAGAAUUUAAACUCACACUCUGCUAGUUAUUUGGCCUUGAGAGAUUUUUUCUCAAUAUAAGUCAGGUAGCAACAUGUAAAUUAAAACUAAAUGUUAGGAUUUUAUUCAUAAUAUACUGUAUUCAAAGCAGGUGAGUUGUUCUCAUGAUGUGACAAGGAUAAUAUCCUAAGGAGAUAUAUGUAUGAGAUUUUUUCAAUUGGCUAUAAUCCUGAUGGAAUAUUUUGUAAUUAUUUUUCAAUUAACUCUAGUUGUAGUCAGGUGAUGCCUCCAUCACACAAAGCUUCUGGGAUAUAAAUGUUCACUUUUAGCAUUUGUGUUAUAAUAAUUACAUAAGUUACCAGUACAGUAGUUUAUAUAAUGCAAAUACAGUCUAUCUUCUUAUUGUUCACACUUUGACUCUUCCUGGUAUAAUAAAAGUUCACUAGAAUCAGAAAAAAAAUUCUCCU
Homarus americanus (American lobster) is the source of this 2450-nucleotide messenger RNA. RefSeq names its product gamma-aminobutyric acid receptor subunit beta-like. Gene Ontology annotation, biological process: chemical synaptic transmission; monoatomic ion transmembrane transport; nervous system process. Gene Ontology annotation, cellular component: membrane; synapse; neuron projection. Lineage: Eukaryota; Metazoa; Arthropoda; Malacostraca; Decapoda; Nephropidae. The coding region runs from base 555 to 1883 and encodes 442 amino acids. The transcript has 2 exons. The record is from RefSeq and is a predicted model, not a curated record. Gene Ontology annotation, molecular function: transmembrane signaling receptor activity; neurotransmitter receptor activity; protein binding.